Messenger RNA from Cherax quadricarinatus, 3756 nucleotides. Its product is annotated as armadillo repeat-containing protein 8. Lineage: Eukaryota; Metazoa; Arthropoda; Malacostraca; Decapoda; Parastacidae. Gene Ontology annotation, biological process: proteasome-mediated ubiquitin-dependent protein catabolic process. The record is from RefSeq and is a predicted model, not a curated record. Gene Ontology annotation, molecular function: protein binding. Gene Ontology annotation, cellular component: GID complex.
AAAGUUGAUAUAUUAUUAUCAGCAGAUGCAUCAAAACACAGCUGUCAGUGGAGCCACACGGGCCGGUCUGCAAACUGCUGCAUUUACACCUUAUUAUGGAAGUUUUACCCACAUAUAUGGAUGUGGAACACAGUAGAGCUUACAUCGAUCAGUUGUAUUCCAAUGACUCACAUAAAUGCUUCCAGGCAGUUAGUGAACUAAAAUUUGCUGUGAUUGGAAGUGUUCGUGAGAAAGGAACCAUCAUUGAGCAAGGAGUGGUGGUUCGACUUCUGCAGAUCCUCCGUUCAUCAGAAUUAGAUAUCUUGCUCAAGACAGAAGUUGUAACAGUCCUGAAUUCACUAGCUAAGGGUCUACCAGAACAUGCAUCAUCUCUUGUACAGGCAGGAUUGUUGCCAGCUCUCUGGGAACAAAUUGAAACAUGUGCUGGGGGAAGCGGCACCAGCGCUUACACCCAGAUGAUCCUCUGCUGCCUGAGGUCGGUGUACCGUCAGGGCUGCGCACCUCCUCCACCGUCAUGGGAUCACAAGCUGCUCACCACUCUCAUACAACAUGGUUAUCAUCCACCUAGCAACCAAGAGUGUGUUGCCAACAUCCUUGCUCAUGCCUGCAAGGUAUCCAGGACAUGUGAACAACAGCAGCAGUUGGUGGAUGCUGGUGGAGCAGAUCUAGUGGCCUGCAUGCUGUGUUCUCCUGUGUCCAGAGUUCAGCUACCUGCUUUACACUGCUUGGCUGCAAUGUGUUACAAGAAUGAAAGAGUGUCAUCUAUUCUAGCUACCAAAAGCUAUGGUGGGAAAGCUGUGCCUGACCUGCUGGUGGGACUGAUGGCUCGGGACCGUCCUCGAGAUAUGCAGCUCGCAGCUGCCACUUCACUUACGUUUCUGCAUCGUGCUGGAGCACUCUCUGCCGAUGACCCGAAAAUCAUAUUUAAAACAUUACAGUGUUUGGUACGGAUGUGUCGGCGAGAUCGAGAAGUGUGGGAGCGGGUGGAGGCGGCCAACACUCUGGCAUACCUAACAGAAGUGAGCACAGAGCUACAGAGAACAGCAGCCAUGACUGACCAUCUCAUACACACCAUGAAUGAUUAUCUUAAAGAUACUACUUCAUCAGCUGGAGCCAGUGCUCCCCAGGGAAUUUGUGGAUCACCUAUUUCAUGUCGACAAUACGACAACCCAAGCACAUGGCCUGAGUUGAUGCUAGAAGCUGCUCUAAAGGUAUAUGCUUCUCUAGGAGCUAACGAUGAAGAUAUUAGACAAAGAGUUAUUAAAACUGAUGGCCUGAUGAACACCAUAGUAACUUCCCUAUCUGCAGCGUGUCCAGCAGUUCAGCUUGCAGCAGUCAGAUGUCUCCACUCUCUCUCAAGAUCUGUACAUACACUUAGGACAACUUUUCAGGACCACAUGGUAUGGAGACCUCUCAUGACAGUACUGAAAACGUCCAGCAGUGAAGAGUUAGUGACAGUAGCCUCCUCCACGCUCUGCAACCUCCUCCUUGAAUUUUCACCAUCUAAAGAGCAUAUUUUGGAUCAGGGAGCUGUAGAGUUUCUUUGUGGUCUUACAAGACGGCCACACCCAGGACUCAGAUUAAAUGCUGUGUGGGCUUUAAUGAAUAUGGCUUUCCAAGCUGAGCAUAGAGUGAAGGUUUCCAUUUUGCAUCACCUGGGAACAGACCAAAUAUUCCGACUGUUGUCAGAUACAGAUGUACACAUCCUCAUGAAAACGUUGGGACUUCUUCGCAAUCUGCUCUCCACCAAAGGGCACAUUGACCAAAUUAUGCAGUGUCACGGAAAAGAAAUUAUGCAGGCCAUAAUUUUGAUUCUUGAAGGGGAACACUCAGCUGAAGUCAAAGAACAAGCACUUUGUAUCCUGGCUAAUAUUGCUGAUGGAGAUAUGGCAAAAAAUGCUAUUAUGUCAAAUGAAGAUGUGCUCAAGAAGUUAAUGAAUUACAUGGUUAUACCAAAUGUAAAACUUCAAAUAGCAGCAACUUUCUGUAUAAGUAACCUCAUUUGGAAUGUGGAAGAAGGCGCAGCAGAGAGACAAAAUAAACUUCGGGACAUGGGUGUUUAUAAGCUACUACAAAACCUCAUGACAACAACUGAUACAGCACUAUUUGAUAAAGUGAAGACAGCAUUGCAGCAGUUUCACUAAGUGUGUAGCAGCUGAUCCCAAGGAGUAUGGUUUUCAUAAUGUGUAUAGCGCUUGUGGCUCCCUCUACACAAGGGAUCUUUUAGGUUGUUUAACAUUGAACUCAAGCUACAAUAGUGAGGCCAUAGUCUUAAGUAAAUUAUUAUAUUCUUAUGUAUAGUACUUUACUUUUCAAGGAAAGUUUCUCAUUAUCAAAUGUGCUUUGUCAUCCAAUGCUCAUUCUGUAUGUAAACAUGUAUAUAUUUAUUAUUGUUAAGGAGGAAAACUAGAUAAUAUUUAAAUGAUAACUUUUUUAGCUUUAUUUUUGUGAAUGUAUGUACAGUAAAGGAAAAUGGGAGUUAAAUAGCAAUAGAUGCGUGACUAAUUUCAUUUUUUAACUUUCAAGGAAGUGAAAUUUUUUUGUACCUCUAAUGUUAAGUAUACCUGUUGUUGCCUGUAUAUUGUGCAUUUUAGCAUGAUUUUGUUUAUUCCUGUAUUGAAAUUAUUUAAAUAGGCAAUGGCACAUUUAUAGACCAUAAAGGAAACAUAUAUGAGUAUUAUAAGAUUCUCAUUUGAUACAAUGAACCUUUUGUCAUUUUUCACUAAAAAAAAUUGCCUCAUAACUAGUCUAGUCAUGACACAUGCCUUUUUUGACAAACCUUGAGCUUGGUAAACUGCAUAGUUUAUUCAUAAGUAUAAUAAUGAAAUGAAGGCAGCCCUGCAUUAUAGUUGUAUUGGUUUCCUUAGCUUAAUGCACAUUAGCUGUUAUGUGAUAUUUCAUUUUCAUCAGUGAUAUACAUUUGCCAUUAAGUGAUUGGUGUGGUUUGCAAAGCCUUUUACAAUUGACUCGUGAAAUGGCAAUAACACAUUUCUAAACAUCUUGUUGAACAAAGUGGGGUUCAAACCCAUGGCAAGCCAGCCCUAAAACUACCAAGCCAUUGUGUUAUCCACUGUACCAUACCCAGUUUAUAUGAUUCAUUCAUUAUAUGAUUCAAUCAUUAUAUGAUUCAAAGGUACUUUUGCAGAAUUCAAUAUUAAUGGCCUGAUUGUGUUAAACACAGUUGCCAUGGGCAACAUAUGGGCAUUCCUUCCAGAGAAACUUAGCCUUUUGGCAUCAUCCCAUUUCAUAACACUACCUUGUGUGCCUUAGCUGCAGAAAAGGUAUUCCAUCAAUAAUUGAUCAUUCCAUUGCUGGGGAGUGACCUUGAUACUAGUGAAGGACUCUUUAAGUCAAGGAAUUGGAGCUACCCAUAGGAGUUAUACAGUGCAUUUCAGGCACCAUAUAACUGCUAUGGGUUUAGCACUUCCCAGGAAUAUAAAAAAAAUGGCUCUGGUUGACAUCAGUGUUAGGUACAUUAAGGCUAAGAUCAUAAAAUCUGAAAAGAAAAAUUAUUUGUUAACUGAUAAUCAACCUGGAUUUUGUAAUUAGUCUAAUUUAUUAGUAUUCUUCAGUUGCUUUUCAUAUUACAAGAAUUAGGACUUAAAACAAAGAAUUCCACCAGUAUAGGGUACCUUGAUUUCCACAAAACUAUCAAUAACUUUCUAUACUACUUAAAAUAGAUUAUUCAGUCACAUAAAGCUGCAUGGUAUAGGAGACAGCUUUGAGUAAGUCUUUUUUUUUUUUUUUUUUUUUUUU